AUCAGUGAUAAAUCCGUUAUGGACGUGGCCAAAAUGCAAGCCACUUCCGGUCAGCAUCUGCUGCAUCCGGCCGCACCGCCCGCCCACCAACACCACCUGCCCCUCGACUACAGCCUGGGCAACUUUAAGCCAGCCAUCGCGUCGGACUUUCCCGGACCCUUCCUCACCAGCCAGCAAUCCUCGUCGGCCUCCAAUUCCGCCUCCUCCUCCGCCGCCGCCUCCGUUCCGCUGCAAGUGCGCGAUCUCAGCGCGCUGACGGCCAUGGCCACGAUACCCUCGCCCACCCAGCUGCUCCACCAGCGCAUCCAGAUGUCCGCGGACGCGGCCUUGGGCCACCAUCAGCAGCAGCCGGCACAGAAUCCCAAUCCCAAUCCGAAUCACCCGCAGCCACAGAUGCCGCCGGCCUCCACGUCGCCGCACGAGUACGCGCCCAUGUCCGCCUUCAAAGCGGUGCUGCCCAAGAAGCGAAACUCCGACGAUGCCUCGCUAGCAUUUAGCAUAAGCAGACUGGUCAAGACUGAACAACUGACGGCGAUGGCGGCGGCCGUUGGCCUUAAGCCGCCGACUCCUCUGGAGGACAACAACAACUCAAUCUCGAUGCUGAGCAAAAACCAGCAGAUGCACCAGCAGCACCACCAACAGUCGCAUCUUGCCCAGCGCCCCAAGCCAGCCUUCAUCAGCGCCAGCGAAAAGCUGCGCCGUCAAUCGCGAUCCCGCUCCAGGUCAAGAUCCCGAAGUCCCUGCUCCUCGCAAAUCGACAUGGAGGACGCGGAUUCGAACCACUCGCACCGUUCUCUGCACUCCCGCUCGAGAUCGCGAUCCCGUUCCCGCUCCCAUUCCCGCUCCCGCUCGCACUCGAGCAGCUCGUCCGUGGAACUGGAGGUGGACUCGCCGCCCGGCAGUCCGCGCAUCAGCUCGCCCAGCGGCGCCUCAGCUUCCGCCUCCGAGCUCCUGAUCACCGCCAAUGGCGGCGGUCGCAGCAUAGGAUCCAAGAAGUCGGAUCUCUUCUCCGUUUCUGCGCUGCUCCGGCGAGACGAACCGCCUCCACAGCGACGGACGCCACGCAGUCCGCCACUGGGUCAUCUGACAUCCAGCGGUCUGGCCAUGCCAUUCAAUCCGCUGGAGGCGAUGCGCCAGGGUUAUCCGCCCAACUACGACGCGGCCAUGUUCCAGCGACCGCUCUUCUCGCCCGCCCUGCCCUUCUUCGCCGCCGUCGCCUUCCACCAAGGUCAGCAGCAGCAGCAGCAACAGCAACAACAGCAAUCCGGCCUGGGAGCAGGCUACCAUCCGGAUUCGCAGGAAAAUCUCUUCCGUCUGCGCAGUCUGAUGGUGCCGCUCCAGUCCGCCGGACAGAACAAUUCCUCGGCGGCAGCGGCGGCGGCAGCAGCUGCGGCGGCUGCCGUCGGCGUGGGCGUUGGCGUCGGUGUGGGCGUGCCACCCAAUGGCGGGCAUCUGGGCCUGCCCCACUCGCCACACCUGCACCACUUCCAUCACAUGGCCGCCAAGUGGCCGGGCCUGCACCAAUUCAGCGACCUGUACUCGUGCAUGAAGUGCGAGAAGAUGUUCUCCACGCCACACGGCCUCGAGGUCCACUCCCGCCGGACGCACCACGGCAAGAAGCCCUACGCCUGCGAGCUCUGCAACAAGACCUUCGGGCACGAGGUCAGCCUCAGCCAGCACAGGGCGGUGCACAACGUGGAGAAAGUGUUCGAGUGCAAGCAGUGCGGCAAGCGCUUCAAGCGCUCCAGCACCCUGUCCACCCACCUGCUCAUCCACAGCGACACGCGGCCUUAUCCCUGCAACUACUGCGGCAAGCGGUUCCACCAGAAGAGCGACAUGAAGAAGCACACGUACAUCCACACAGGCGAGAAACCACACAAGUGCCAGGUGUGCGGAAAGGCCUUCAGCCAGAGCUCCAACCUGAUCACGCACUCCCGCAAGCACACCGGCUACAAGCCCUUCUCCUGCAAGCUCUGCCACAAGGCCUUCCAGCGGAAGGUGGACCUGCGCCGGCACAAGGAGACACAGCACACGGACCUGCGUGUCCACCUGGGCAAGGUGGACUUCAUGUCGGCGGCGGCGGCAGCGGCAGCCUCUGCGGAACUGAGUGCAGCAGCAGCGGCGGCGGCGGCGGGGGGAUCCGUUCCGGGCGGAGGGCCACCGGGCAGCCAGGGAGCCAGUGCGGUUGGCUCCGCUCCAAAUGGGGCUCCUCCGAUGGGGGGACUCAACUGCCAGAAGGUAUCGCUGCUGGCAUAACCGGGCGGAGGGGCAAACCGAAAUCCAAAUCCAAAUCAACCGCAACCAUUGUGCAAUAGACGGAAGUGAAAGGCUUCGCUGGGCAUUUUCUCAACCGCUUGAAACCGAACUCCAAAGAGAACAGAUUAAAACAAUUUAAAUAAUUUUAAGCCAGCCAGUUAAAGAACUAUUUCCAAUGUUGCCAAAAACUAAAAAUAGCAAAGAGUUGACAAAAAAUCGAAACCAAUUAAAGCCAGCACUAUAGUCAGUCUCAAGUUAUCAUUAAAGCGUAAUCACAUUGCCAUCUUACGAACAUACCAAAGUAAUCCAGAGCAAAGGACUCUCCAUGUUUUCCCCUAUGUGUAUGUCAGUUUGUAUUGCUGUGACCCGGGCG
This is a messenger RNA of Drosophila simulans, 2629 nucleotides long. RefSeq names its product zinc finger protein sens (gene sens-2). Gene Ontology annotation, molecular function: DNA-binding transcription factor activity; RNA polymerase II cis-regulatory region sequence-specific DNA binding. Gene Ontology annotation, biological process: regulation of transcription by RNA polymerase II. NCBI's taxonomy places the organism in Eukaryota, Metazoa, Arthropoda, Insecta, Diptera, Drosophilidae. The coding region runs from base 19 to 2256 and encodes 745 amino acids. The transcript has 5 exons. The record is from RefSeq and is a predicted model, not a curated record.